Molecule: messenger RNA, 5043 nt
Organism: Chara braunii
Lineage: Eukaryota; Viridiplantae; Streptophyta; Charophyceae; Charales; Characeae
Source: the annotation of a GenBank genome assembly
CAUAAUAGAUCGACAAAUAUAUAUAUAUAUAUAAAAAAAGGAAGUAGUCCUCUUUUAUUUUUUUUUAUUUUUUAUCUGUUGAUUAGGUCGGAGGAAAGUAUUGUUGGGUUGGUUUCCUACCUGCGUGUUCCCUCCCACCCACCCUUUGCAUGCAUUUUCGGGUUGGUACAGUGACACGCCAGACACUGUGCCACGUAAGCAGUGCCACGUCAGCAACAUGACGGGCUUGCCAGGCCAAUUGGCCAAUGAGCCCAUUGCCGACUACAAAAANACGCCAGACACUGUGCCACGUAAGCAGUGCCACGUCAGCAACAUGACGGGCUUGCCAGGCCAAUUGGCCAAUGAGCCCAUUGCCGACUACAAAAAGCACUUCCAGGCUCAGCUCGCUGCAAUCGAGGCUGAGGAACAACGCCAGCUGGCAGUCAAGGCUGCCCAGCUACAGGCUGAAGAAAAGGCAACAACAGAGAAGCUGCGGCUACAGGUCGAAGCGGACGCAGAUGUUCAGGCUCGCCGCAAGGAAGCCCAGGAUCUGCUGCACCGACAUGAAGCCAGCAACAUCGACAGACUCAAGUUCAAGCACGCUGAACCGAACGGCGACGAACCAACACCGGAAGAGAAGCAUAAGGAGUUCAUGGCCAAGCUCGUGACCAGGUUGGUUUAUACUUGUAACCACCUACAAUCCGAGCUGGCGAACCUCCAGCGGGCCGUGCGGAACCAUAAGACUCAGCACAAGGAUGCCACACGGGCACUGGAUGCCCGUGUACUGGACCUGGAACAGGCUGUCCCAGGACCAGAUGCUGGGGCUUCCAGUAGUGCAUCCUCUAGCCGCCAACUGGAGGAACGCGUUGACCACGUAGAGGCAAUGCUAGGAGAUAUAAAUGCCUUCACAGAGCCGACCACCAUCAGCCAGCGGUUCAAGUUGCUGGACACUAAGAUCAGUCAGCAACAGCCGACCGACCACAGCCACAACAACAGCUCGGCAAGGCCAUACAAGAUGCCGACGUUCCGGAUCGAGAAAUUUGAUGACUACACACAUGAAGACCCGGUCGUCUGGUGGCAAGGAUUUACAACGGAGUUGGGAAUCCACGAGGUCCCUAACCAUCUGUUCAUCAGUGCUCUAUUCAUCAACACCAAGGGAGGAUGUCAGAUCUGGCUCAGCCACAUGGCAACCAUCCACGGCAUCCAGGUUUCCGACCUGCAUAAGAAGGUCACCUGGGAGGAUAUGGCAAAGGAAUGGAAGAAGCGGUUCAUAGUGGAUGACGCAUCCGCGCUCGCCAUCAACCACAUCUUCGCGAUGGCUCAAGGGAGCACACCGACACGUGACUGGCUCAAGGAUUGGCAGAAGAUCGUGGCCACGCCCGAUCUGGACUUGCCAUUUCCACAUCUGCGCCGUGAGUUCUACAACAGGUCAUGCGCCGCUCUGAGCCUCGCACUUGGUGAUCGCGAGCAGUACCACACUUUCGCAGAGAUCAUCAACAAGGCGAGAGAGAUCAUCAAGACCAACAGGUCAGCUGCACACGAGAAAUCAACAUGGCAGCCGACCUAUGUGGAGAAGGCACGAACUGGUCCGCGACAGCAGCACUUCGCUGCAGUCCACCAGGACAGUGGAGAUAACCGAGCAGCCACUCCAGCAUCAAGUGACGGAGAUCAGGUGGCUGCUGUCCAGCCGCGAAGCAACAACAAGUCCCGCAACAAUGGGAAGGCGAAGUCCGUAUCGCAGUCCAGAAAUGGACAGCCAGUACAAGUUCCAUGGGUCAAGUUCGGCUUAACCGAGGCGGAGUACAAAGUCCGUGGCCGCUACGGCAGCUGCUAUUGGUGCAACAGCACCAAGCACAAGACCUCCCUUACCAACUCCGUUGAUGGACGGCGGAGUAGAGUUGUCAACCUUCACGAGUACAUCGCGAAGAUUGAUCGCCAGUUCAAGACGCAACGGUAUGACGACAUCGACGCACCAUUGCUGUACAUACGCAUUCAGAUCGGUGAGGCGACCUGCAGUGCCUUGAUCGAUUGCGGAGCAUCUCGCAACUACAUCAGCCAGGACUUCAUGGUGCGCGCCGGCCUUGGCCCACGUGUCCGCAGGAAGUCCCAGCCUACGCAAGUCACGUUGGCAGACGGUCAUACGCACAAGUCAAUCGACCGGUGCAUUGACGCCGUCCCCGUGUACUUUGCCCCUCACGCAAGUGAGGCGGUGUCCUUUGACAUUCUGGACACCAAAUUYGACAUGAUCUUGGGCAUGUCAUGGCUGCGAAGCGAGGAUCACCCGGUGAACUUCUUCAACCACACCGUUCACAUUCGUGAUCGGAACGGAGUACUGGUUCCAUGCACGGUGCCUCUUCCUCAUCCUUCUAUCAACUGCCACGUGGUAUUCGCCGCAAGCAUGCGAGCAUCCAUCAUCAGAGACGACAUCGAGGAGAUGGGGACGAUCAGGAACGYCGGCCCUCUCCCACGCAUCGACGACCUUCUCGAGCGAUUGGGCGGCGCCCAGUUCUUCUCUAAGCUGGAUCUCAAGCCAGGGUACCACCCACUCGAGAUUCGCAAGGAGGAUCGCUACAAGACCGCGUUUAAAACACGGUAUGGGCAUUUCGAAUGGUUGGUCAUGCCGUUUGGCCUUACGAAUACCCCAACCACUUUCCAAGCGGCUAUGACAACGGAGUUCCGACACAUGCUGGAUCGGUUUGUACUCAUCUACCUCGACGACAUCUUGGUGUAUAGUCGAAGUUGGGACGAGCAUGUGAAACACCUGCGCACCGUUUUGGAGCGGCUACGACAAGCCAAGUACAAAGCAAACCGCGACAAGUGCGAGUUCGCACAGCAGGAGCUGGAAUACUUGGGACACUAUGUGACGCCCCAAGGCAUCCGUCCGCUUGCGGACAAGAUCGAGGCCCUACGAGUAUGGCCCGAGCCCACCAACACCACGGACGUUCGUUCAUUCAUGGGAUUGGCGGGCUACUAUCAGCGAUUCAUCACCGGAUACUCCAGGAUUGCUGCACCUAUGACGAGGUUACAGUCGCCAAAGGUGCCAUUCGUAUUCGAUGAUGUCGCACGCCGGUCAUUCCAAGCACUUAAGACGGCUAUGCUCAUGACACCCGUCCUUAGCGUCUAUGACCCCACCCUGUCGACGCGAGUGACUACGAACGCUUCGGGCUAUGGCAUUGGGGCAGUCUUGGAACAGCACGACGGCGAUGAUUGGCACCGUGUGGAGUUCACAUGGGUCACGGACAACAAUCCAUUGACUUACUACAAGACGCAGGAUACGGUGAGCAGCACGAUCGGACGAUGGAUGUACUUCAUCGACCAAUUUGACUCCACACCGAAACAUUUGUCCGGCCUCUCAAAUCGCGCAACAGAUGCACUCUCGCGAAGACCCGAUCUUUGCGCUAUAACACAUCAUGCCUUCGCAUUCGACGAGGAGCUUCAGCGACACUUCAUCCGGGCGUAUAAGUCUGAUCCGGACUUCGGCACGCUCUAUGCACAACUAUUUUCGGAUCACCCGCUGGCCAGCCAUUACCGCAUCGCCGACGGGUACUUGCUCCUCCACUCGAGAGGCAAGGACUUACUAUGUGUCCCACGCGACCGUCGUCUUCAGACUCGCCUCCUUGGCGAGUAUCAUAAUUCACGACUCGCCGACCAUUUCGGAGUCAACCGCACUAUUGCACGGCUUCGAGAGCGAUUCCGAUGGCCCGACCUCAUUACCGAUGUCACUCGGUAUUGCGACUCUUGCGAAGUUUGCCGACGCAGCAAGCCCCGCAACCGCAAUCCCUACGGCGAGUUACACCCGAUGCCUAUCCCACGGGAACGCGGUCUCUCCAUUGCCAUGGACGUCACCGGUCCGUUUCCUCACGACCGGCUCGGGCACGACGGCAUCCUCACGGUUGUGGACCGAUUGAGUAAGUACGCGCGUUUUCUCCCUUGCAAGUACUACUCCACGGCUCCCGAGCUGGCACGCCUCCUGCACACAAGUUGGAUUUGUGGCCAGAGUGUACCAGAAGAUAUUGUCAGCGACCGCGACACUCGUUUUAUGUCGGCGUUUUGGACUGCUCUCAUGCAGAAGUCCGGCACAACAAUGAAACCAAGUUCGGCUCGACAUCCUCAGACAGACGGGCAGACGGAGCGGGCACAUCAAACCGCUCAAAUGAUGCUUCGUACGCUCAUYCGUCCGGACCAGAAAGAUUGGGUUGACCGCCUCCCCGACAUCGARUUCGCCUACAACACUUCGGUGCACCCGGCGAUCGGCGUGACUCCAUUCGAGUUGCACCACGGUGGACGGAAAGGCCGCAUCUUCACCGACCUYCUCCUCCCUCGACCAGCCGACAUUGACGCCGCUUGCUCCCCCGCUUCCGUUMGGAAGUACAGGGACUUGCUGACUCAAGCCCGCGCAAAUAUGCAAAAGGCUCAAGUUCGCAUGCAGCAACAAGCCAAUAGGCGUCGCGUACCAUGUCCCAUCCGCACCGGUGAUCUGGUUUGGGUCUCCGCGGAAGAGUUUGCACUGGAACAGGACGUUUCACGCAAACUGCUUCCCAAGUGGUUUGGACCUUGGUCUGUGACAGCAGCCGCGGGCGAUGAUCCCGAUGGCCUUUCAUUUGUGAUCAACAUUCCAGAGCAUCUGACUGUCCAUCCGGUCUUCCACGCCUCGAAGCUGGCAACAUACACGCCAGCCAAGAGCGACGACUUUCCGGGCCGACGAUCGCAGGACCCUCCUUCUAUGGAUGGUCAUCAGGAAGUUGACCUCGUCAUCACCGAUCGCAAGUACGGCAGCAAGCCGCGGCAGUACAAAGUCACAUUCAAAGCAUGCGAUCGCGACGACACUCGGUGGAUUUCAGGAGCAGAUUUAAAAACAUCCGCACCGCUGAUCUAUGCUCGCUAUGAACGUCAAAGGUUAGCCAAGGGACCUCUACAACCUGCCCCUCCCACCCGGACUGUGGUCCCUCCCUCAGACAGACAGCUUCGCCCUCGCAGGUAAGCUCGGUCUUUCAAGGAGGGGGGGGUGUGGCAGACUGCGUAGCCACACGGGCCCUGUAGGACCCGUCCCGAAUAUUGAGCCUU